Messenger RNA from Asparagus officinalis (garden asparagus), 2397 nucleotides. RefSeq lists its product as uncharacterized. The record is from RefSeq and is a predicted model, not a curated record. NCBI's taxonomy places the organism in Eukaryota, Viridiplantae, Streptophyta, Magnoliopsida, Asparagales, Asparagaceae. The coding region runs from base 202 to 2091 and encodes 629 amino acids. The transcript has 11 exons.
CCACUGAACCCAGACGCAAGCUCUCCCCUCACUUUCAAAACUCCCAAAAUCAAAGAAGAGGAUAAAAUCCCAGCCAGCAAGCAGAGAUACGCUCCCACGCCCAUCGCAACGAUCAUCACAGCGCUCGUAAGAAUGGAACAUCAGAUUUUGGAUCCAAUGAGGGUUUAAUACGAUUAUCGGGUUUGUGCAAAUUGAGACGAAAUGACAGCAUAUGUUGAUCAAGCUUAUCGUGGAUGGUCACAUGAGGAGAUACCUCGUCAAGACGACUCCCAGGAAAUUUCAACUUCCCAAAUACUUGAUCAUGAUUCAAUAUCAUUUGGAAGGUUUGCAUAUGAGACAUCAUCAUGGGAAAGAAGAUCAAUCUUUACCGUUAAUAAAUGUCAAGAGGAACUCGAGAAAUUCAAAAACCCUGGUUUAGUUGCAAAAAAGAAAGCUUACUUUGAAGAGCAUUACAAAAGAAUUCGAGCCGUGAAAGCUUUGCAAGAGAGCCAGCAAAUGGAAAUGACAUUGGAAUAUGGUGGUGAGAGUAGUAUUUCAAGCCAAGCUGGAGAAGAAGAAGAAACAGGAGCACAACUUGAAAAUAUUGGAGGUGCGGUAGCUGAUGAUGUUGUUCUUCACCCAGAAGAAGCUCCAAACGAAUAUCACAUGAAAGUGGUUAAAGAUUGCAGCAAAUCAAUUGAAGUUCAAAUUGCAUAUUCAGAUACAGGGUUAGUAGUGUCAGAUUCUGGUUCAUGCAGAAAUAACUUUGAAGAGUGUAAAGAGGCAGAUAACACUAUCUGUCCUCCUCAAGUGCAACACUUGGAUAUGGAUUUAACAGCACAUGAAUCAUCGUCAGUAAGCAUUGAAGAGCCUGAACAGCAAGACCUUAGUGAUGAUGAUGAUAGAGGGGUUUUAAGGGAAAAUACCAUCUCUGCCAUAAAUAUUGCACCUAAGAUAGUUUCUGGAGAAGUAAUUUCAUGUCUAACAAAUUCCAAAGUUGGAGUUGUGGAGCUCAAACCUUCUCAACGUAUGGUGCCAAAAGCUAUUCCAUCUGUUAGGAAAUACAUAGACAGUGUAUCAGUUCCUAAGCUGAAGGAACCCCCUGUUCCAGCUAGAAAUGGUCCGAAGUUGGAAAGCAAAACUAAACCAAACAUUCAAAAACCAUCGCAUGGACCCAAAUAUCCAAACAUACAGAAACCAUCACAAGGACUGAAAUAUCCAAUCCAAGAGACAACUGUGAAGUCUGGAAAUGGUGUUUCAUCGAUCAAGGCAACUGCUAAUAAAGUCUCGAGAAACUCUAAGUCUACCUUUGUUGCUUACAAUGGACCACUUACAGAAGUACGCUCCAAUGUCACCGUUCCACGUCCUUUUUCUCUUGCAACUGAUAAACGAGCUACUGUUCCUUCUGGAAGUAGAGAAGGUAAACUUAAAGUGAUCUCCAAAUCCUCAAACCAAAAAUCAUCUUCAGCAGUUAAGGGGAAGGAUGUAGUGAAUAUUCAGGGCAUUUCUAAGGGACCUGCCAUGACUGGCAGCAUGAAAAACGGAUAUUCAGAAAACAAAAGUAGUCAUGAAGAGAAAAAGAAAUCUCAGAUAUUGGAAAACCAGUCUACUAGUCUCAAGAUGAGAGGUGCUACCGUCAUAAGCAGCAGCAUGAAAAACAGAAGAUUAGAAAUCAAAAGCGGCCAUGAAGAGAAAAAGAAACCUGUGUCAUGGGAGCAGUCUACCAGUCUCAAGGGAAGAGGUGCUUGUGUACCCGGACCAGUAAAAGCAAGGUCGCUUAACCUUCCUCCGUGCGGUAAAUUUAGUUCCAAUAGUGGUGCUGAUGUUAGGUCCAAUGACAGUAUCAAAGACAAUCUACGCAAAGAGGGAAGAAAUCAAGGAAGGGUGACAGAAGUUCACAAAGCUGACACCAAAAUCUUCACCCCUCCAGUUGCAAAACUAAGAACCAAUACCGGAACAUCCAACUCUGCGGCUGCCAAAGUUAGAACCGAAAUGAAGAAGAUGGCUUCAUCUUGGACAAAUAACUCAUCAUGUAACAUGAGGAAGCCACGAUUUGGUGAACAAUCACUUGAUGGGAAGAAACCAAGACAAGAGAAGCCUCGCUGGCGAUAAGUGCAAGAUGAAGAAGCAAAUCUCAUCCAAUGGCAGGUCAUAAUUCAUGUGAAUAUAGAAGUCUCAUGUUCAUUAUUCUUGUUGUCAUAUAGGUUGUAUCUUUCUCCAAUUGAUGAACAAACUGCCCGCUGGUGGUAUUCACGUAACCCUUGUUGGGUCCAUUUGCUCUUCUGUAACAAAUAAAAGCAAAAAUGAUUAGAAAAUGUAGUUGGAUGUAGAAGGAGAACAUUUAUUCUUCCCCCUUUCAGUUUUUCCAACUGUUUUGUGGUGGUCUAAUAGCAAUAAUAGUUGAAUUCAGAAGCUUUA